AUGGCAUCUGAACAGAGAAAGCUUUUAGAGCAACUUAUGGGCUCAGAUAUGAUGGGUUCUUCACAUCAGCAAACUAUGUCUUUUACGAGCCCAAAAGUUUGUAGAAGUUUUCUUUGCGGAGAUUGUCCUCAUGAUAUGUUUACAAAUACUAAAAUGGAUCUUGGACCUUGUUCUAAAAUUCAUUCGGAUAAGCUAAAGGCAGAUUAUCAGAAAGCGCGCUUGAAGAAAGAUUAUGGAUUUGAAUAUGAUUAUUUGAGGGAUCUGAAUAAAUAUAUUGAUGAUUGUAACCGUCGUAUUGAUUCUGCGCAAAAAAGAUUAGAAAAAACUCCUGAAGAAUUAGCUAAAGCAAGCCAGCUGGCUAGAGACAUGGCAGAACUUGAAAAAAUUAUUGACACUGCAUUAGAAGAAGUAGAGGUUUUAGGUGAACAGGGUGAAGUGAUGCGUGCAGUAGAGGAAUAUCAUAAGGUGGAGAAAUAUAAAAUUGACCGAUCAGAACGAGAAAAAGAAUUAAAAUCAAUAUCUACCAAUAGUGGAUCAUUAGGUCAUCAAAAACUUCAAGUAUGUGACGUUUGUGGGGCAUAUUUAUCGCGAUUAGAUAAUGAUAGACGAUUGGCUGACCAUUUUGGAGGGAAACUUCAUAUGGGAUAUAGCAAAAUGAGGAGUCUUGUAAUUGAAUUAAAAAAAGAGUUAGAUUUAAAAAAAAAUAAUGGAAGUAAUUAUAAUUCAUUAGAUGCGUUAGAAGAAAAUGAGCAAAACUAUAGUUCAAGGAGUACUAAAGGAAGGAGUCGGAAUUAUAAAAAAGGGAGUUUCGAUGAUAAAUAUCGUAGUUGA
Pneumocystis murina B123 is the source of this 831-nucleotide messenger RNA. RefSeq lists its product as hypothetical. Gene Ontology annotation, cellular component: U2-type prespliceosome; U1 snRNP. The transcript has 8 exons. The coding region runs from base 1 to 831 and encodes 276 amino acids. Gene Ontology annotation, biological process: mRNA splice site recognition. Gene Ontology annotation, molecular function: mRNA binding. Lineage: Eukaryota; Fungi; Ascomycota; Pneumocystomycetes; Pneumocystales; Pneumocystaceae. The record is from RefSeq and is a predicted model, not a curated record.